AUGGUAGGCAUGCCAGGGAGAUCUAAGGGCUGCCGUACCUGCAGGAGGCGCCAGUGUGAUCGCCAAGAGCCGAUAUGCGGACAAUGCAGGAAAGCUUGUAUCACUUGCGACGGUUACGAUCCCCCAUUUACAAUUCACUACUACAACGGGUUCAAGGAAAAGGCUCGAUCGUCACCUGAAAUUCCCGAUGAACCUCCAAAUGCAAGCUAUGGGGCGGCCUCGCAAGCUCUCUCCCGCACGGCAUAUGAAUCGGGAUUCGAAGACCUAUUUUGGGCCCGGUACUUACCAAAUGGUCAAAGCGCAACUUUGUUCGAUCUGACCUGGAGGUCUCUCGGUGGGUCCAUUAACGUUCUUCGUGAUUUGUUGCCGGGUAGCAGGCUACUGCGGACUGCCUUUGGUGCACUUGCUCUUCGUGCUGCAGCUCGCGAAACGAAUGCAGGUCAAGCUAUGAAAGAGCAUGGAAGUAGGCUACAUUCUACUGCCUUGCGUCAAAUGAAUAAAAUGCUGGGUCCCCGAAGCCGUAAUGGCGUGGAAGCUCUUGGAGCGGCGCGAAUAUUCAGCUUCUACGAGGCAUUAUUUGGAGAUGACUGGGAGUGUCAUGCAAUACAAUAUCGUACCUGGAAAGCUCAUCAAACAGGCGAUCUGGCUAUUGUUCUUUCAAGAGAUCCCUUGGUCUUCUCCACUGGAUCGGCGCACAGGCUGUUCGCUGAUGGCAGACUACACUAUGCUUUGAAUUCGAUGAGAGCACGACAAGAAACAGUCCUUUCUCAGCCCCGAUGGAUGACUGAGCCUUGGAUUCACUACUCGAAGACCCCGAAAGACUUAUUGAUCGAUAUCCUGUUGGAAAUCCCCUCUAUAUAUGUGGCGAUUGACAAAAUGAAUGCCGAGAUGGACCCUGACACCAAUAAACUUUACCUCGCGGACGUGCGAUCCAAAGUGCUUGAAAUUUCACAGAAUCUCGUCGACUGGGAAAUGAAGUUUGGUGCAAGCAACUUUAUCACUGAUUCCGAUUGGCAUUUCCCUCAGAGAACAGGUACCGAUGAAAUCGCUGUCGCUCAUGUGAAGUCAAUUUAUUGGGCUAUAUGCAUCCUCGUCUCCGAUGCUUUGCCAACCUCGCUCGCAGCUGAUGGCUGUGCACAUCAACUUGAACCCAAGAAAUGUUGCCAGAAUAUUAUACAUUGUAUGCCAUUAUUUCUGCAUCCCGCAUCUGGGAUAUUUCGUCAGCAUCUUAUUCCCUUUCCGCUCGUCACAGCAAUGUCAUAUUUGGUCUCGAGUGACACAUCAGGUCUGGAGGAUGAGAUCGAGUUCCUUGUGGGGUUAUAUAAAAGCCCGGACUUCUCAUCGAUGCGUCAUUUCAUAUCCAGCUUGAAGGAUGGUGCACUCUUGGCAAAAUCCGACAGGGUCUAA
Penicillium verhagenii is the source of this 1407-nucleotide messenger RNA. Its product is annotated as Zn(II)2Cys6 transcription factor domain-containing protein. Gene Ontology annotation, biological process: regulation of DNA-templated transcription. The record is from RefSeq and is a predicted model, not a curated record. The transcript has 4 exons. Lineage: Eukaryota; Fungi; Ascomycota; Eurotiomycetes; Eurotiales; Aspergillaceae. Bases 1 to 1407 code for a protein of 468 amino acids. Gene Ontology annotation, molecular function: DNA-binding transcription factor activity, RNA polymerase II-specific; zinc ion binding.